AUGGCAACUUUCUUCAAGGUAAGUCACGUUUCAGCUGUUUUUCAUUUUCUUCAAUUAAAAACGUCACAAAUUCAAAUUAACUCAUUUCUUCUACCCCUCAAAAUUGGGAUUGGAGAAAAAGAAAAGGAAGUUAAGAUGUCUAGAUUUGCGAAAAAUGUAUUUUGGAUUAAAUUUUUUCUAGAAAUGUCAUACAAUUUUUUUGGAAUCGUUGAUCAAAAAAGCAAAAACAAUUCUCUAAUGGGAAAUUCAUAACCAAAGUCCAACCAGAUUCUUAAUUCAUAAUAUAAUUAGAAACCAAUUUACCGUAACCUAAUGGUUUUUUAAUAAAAAAUAUGAUAUCAGAUUUUCGUGAGAAAAUAUCAUUAUUUUCCAAGUUCAAAAUACUUCAAAAUUAGAGCAAUUUUAGGCUGUUUGUGCCACACAAUUUUUAUUAGCCCAAUUUGAAAUGUCUAUAACAACUUUGUGAUUUGAGCCAGAAAUAGAAAUCGUUUUUCUCUGUAUUUUCAUUUCAUUUUUCAGUUUGAAGCGUUCUUUUUUUAUUCGUUUCUCAAGUACAUCAGUGUUAUCUAUUCAUUUUCUCUGCACGCUUCAUUGAAAAUUGUGAAAACAAGACGAGAAUAAAUUUAGUUGCCGUCGUUUCAGAGUUCUUCCUUAAAAAAUGGGAAAAAUAUUUUGGUAAUUGAAUUGGAAACUUCACGAAAUUGCAACAACAAAAACUUAUUAUCACUAGAAAUAUCAACGAAAAUAAAAUUUGUUUUCUAUAAUUUUGAAAAUUCUCAUAAAUGUCACGAGUUAAGAAAAGUUCAAAGAAAAAAAUUAUUUUUUUUUAUUUGAAAAGGUGUUGAAAAAAAACUUCUGAAAAGAUAACAUUUCAAAACAUAAAUUACAAUAACUUGCAAAUUAUGAGUUAUGUUAUUCUGGUCUUUACUUAACUAUCUUUUUCCGGGUACAAAAAAUAUUUUCUUAAUGAGAAUGUCUUAUUCAAAGUACUAACUUUAUAUUUUUGUUAGAAUUUUUUGUAUUUUGGUUGAUAUUCGAUCAGUGAGAAGAUUUGUUUUUCUAUUUUUCUAACACGGCAAAAAAUCUUCAAACAAAGAGCUCUUUUUAUUUUACCAGACAGGCUACUAAAUAAAAAAGGUGGUUGCUUCUGAUAUUCGAAACCUGAUAAUUAUUUGCAUUUUUCUGAUAAAACGUCUAUAAUUAUUUAUUAGUUUUCAAAACAUUUUCAACUUCAAUUUCAUGUUUGUUGAAAGAGACCGAAAUUGAUCUCAUGUUAUUUUCAUCUUUUUUUCUCUUUUUUUUUGACAAAUUAUUUUCCAUGUUCCAUUUUUCUCUAGAAUGUUUGAUCUAUCCAUUUUCGAAGUUUUUGUGAACAGGUGAAAAUAUUCAGAUAACUUCCAGUUUUUACCCUUUUAUCGACUAGACUGGAAUUGGCUCAAUUUGGUAUUUUUGAAAGAAGUACGAAGAUCCAUUUUUGAAUUUUACAAAACUUUGUCUAAUUUUUCAAAUCUAUUUCAAAGAUUUCGUCAAAUUUUAAUCUUUGAUUUUUUUCGUUUUAAAUGCAUAAAAUGCUUUUCGGUGGCAAUUAUAUGCUCAAAAUGACUGGAUAAUUCAUAGUUUACUAUAAAAAUGUUCGAUUUUUUCUCGAAAUUCUAUACAGAUACGUGUUUUUCUUUUGGUUUUCUCUUACAACCAAUUUGGUUGGAUCUUGAUUGAAUUUCCUGCUAUACUUUACUUAUUUAAAAAUAAAACAAUGUUUCAAAAAAUGUAUUUUUUGGUUGAGUUGUGUCUGAAGAUUUAUGCCUCCAGGGCAAUUUGAACGACAACUUCCUUUUGGAACGAUCAAACUAUGAGUUUUGUCUUUAGGUAUAAAAUGUUUCCUAAUUGUUUGAAUGAAGCAGAAACUGACUUUCAGUCGUGAUUCUUUCUUGUUUCCGGGAAAAUUGAACCAAUUGUCCAUCUUUUAUUCAUUUCCUUCUCGUUUUCCAAACAUCUUUUCAUGUAGUGUUCGUACUUGUCUAUCUAAAAAGCCUAUCAAAUUUCUACAAAAUUUAAAUUCCAAAGUUUUUUCUUCUUCUGUCAGUUUUCACUUCCAGGAAAAGAGAAAAAUAGAUUUUUCAAUUUAAACACAUUUUUCAUCGUUGCCAUUAUGUUAUUUAUAGAAUCUCUAUUUUUGUGUUUGUUAGGAAGGAAUACAAGAGAUAGUCGCAUUCCCACGAUGAUUUCGAUAAUCAAAUAUUUUGUUUUCCUCCGUUUCACCGAAAAUUUAUUUUGUUUACUUUUUUUCAAAAAGAAAAAAAGUUUCGAAUGAAUCAAGUCAAAGAUCAAGCUUCCCCUUUAAUUAUGUUUCAUCGGUCAUUUUUUAUGGCCAAUUUUCUUAGAUGUCGCGAAAAAGUCACAAAAAAAGCGAAUCAUUAUUUGUUACGUUAUUCUAAGUGCACUAAAUGUUCAAUAUUUUAUGAUAAUUAUCUUGUCGCAACAAAUUCUUCUUUCAUCUGAUCUCAUUUUCUGAGCUUUUGACAUUUCAGUUUGAAAGAUAAUUUUUCGCUAUUCAAAAAAACAACGAACACACAAAAAAUUGUACUCGAAAAUCCAAUUAAUUAGAAAAUGUUUUUGUGCAAUUCACAUUAGUUAUUCCUGUUUUUCAAGAAAACUAGGUUUCAAAAAUCACUAUCAAACCUUUCUUCUCAGAAUAAGCCUUAUAAACUUUGCGAACAUGAAAUAGUCAUUUUUUAAUAGCUUCCAAGCACGCCAACACUUUUUUCAUUCUCUCUAGAUGAUUUAUUAGCUGUUGAAUAACAAUGAACGAAUUAUUUUUGCAGCUUUCAUUUAUUUUUCAAAUGAUUUCUCAAAAGGUUCAUACAACAAUUUGGAUAAAAAACUUCGUUGAACCCGAUAAUCUUGAAAGCAUAGAAAAAUCUGGUGUUUUUCUUUUGUCCAUUUCUUUGUUAUACAUUAUUUUUCAUCUAUUUUCUGUGAUAUUUCUACGGAAAAAAAUCUAAUUUUCUUCGGGAUCAAACAAAACCAAACAAGUAUUAUAUAUAAAACAGAAUAUUGUUUGGGACUUCUUGCAUUUUUCUUUUCUUCUUUUUUCAAAAAAAGUAGUCCUUGUUGACAUGUCAAAAACAAUGUUCUGAUGUUUUAUUAGAAGAGUUGUUUUUGCAUUUAUUUUCACUGUCAAGCCUAAUUUAUCAUAAAGAUAGCCUUUUCAAUAAUUAAAAAUUUCAAAUUUUUAGAAAUUAGAAAAUCUUGAUUCAAAUCAGAAUUUGUUGAUGUUUCGUUAUAAAUAGUUAAUGAUAUCACAAAAUACUAAUUCUUAAAUGUUUAAAAAAUCAUCCAACUUCCGGUAUAAUAACACAUAUUUUUUCAUCUAAUUUGCUUAUAUUCAUUUCCUUCAAAACUUUACAUAUUAUGUUUUCUUAUAUUUUCCUUUUCUAUUGGCAUCUACACACUUUCUAAAUUUUCUAAUUUCCUUAGAUUUUUUGUUGUUUUCAUUAUUUUUCUUACAUGUUCCAUAGAUUGUCUCAAAUAUUUUUCUUCAAUGAAAUAAAUUCAUAUCCAUCCUAAAAUAUUAUUGCAAUCCAGACUCGCUUCACUGCUCUCAUUAUAUUUUUAGAUUUCAGAAUUGAUAUCAUUCUGUUCAUAGUUUUUAUAAAUUUGUCACUGAAAUCUCAUUUUGAUACCCCACUCAAUGACGAAACAAAAAUGCCGGCUGAACUAUUUGCAACUCCGAAAAAAACACAUUUUUUCAUACUUCAUUUCGACAAAUAAAAAGUCCAAAGAAUUUUUUUUUAAUAAACCGACCCAUUGAUGAACUUUUCCACGUGGGUGAACAUUCUUUCUCGAAAAAAUUAGAGAGAAAUAAAAGUUUUCCGAGGACCAUUAUUUAUGUUCUUUUAAAUGAGUUAUUCAAAGUUGAGAACUUGAUGGUUUUUCUUUUUUCUUCUGUUUUUGAGCUCAUUUCUUUUCUUUGACCUUACAUCCUUCAUAAAUUUUCCGAAUAAAAAAUUCAAGAAAUUUCGAAAUUGAUUAACUUGGAAAAACUGAAAACAGCUGCAUUUUCCUACUUUCCAGACUAUAACAUUCAUUAAAAAAUGAAAAAAAAAAAAUUCUAUGUUUUUCUGCUAAAGUUCUUCUAUUUCCAUUUUUCUACCACGCGUCUACAAAAAUGUACUACAAACUGAUACCAAUUUUAAUUUCCGCCCCCUUGGUUUUCUAUGCUCCGCCCUUUUACAGCUGGCACACACAGACAAAAUAGUUUUUAAAAAAAUAUCCAAACCUAAUUCCAUAAAGGUGAAAAAAUGCUCUAUCAGUGUGAAAAAUUCAGCCAAUGAGGGAGCUUUGAAAAAUAAAGAAAACAUGUUUUUUUUCAAAAUUAUAUUUGCUGUGUCUUCUUAUUUCUGCUACUUUUUUUUCAAAAUUGUUCUAUUUUUCAGACUCCCAUGUCCAUAGACGAUGGACAUGAUUUUGACGAAUGUCAAGAAAUCUUCUUCACAAAUGCCCAAUUCAUAUUUCGAUCCUAUUUGUUUCCGUUCACUUAUUUAUUCGGUCUCAUUUCAAACACUAUUAAUAUUUUGGUGUUCACUCAAAAAUCAGUGAGUUUUUCUAUUUCUCAGAUACAUUUUUAAGUUGAAAAUGAGAAUAACUCAUUUUAUGUAUGUUGUAUAUACUGUAUUCCACUCAUAUCCUAUUCAAUUUCAUUUUUUUCUCAUCAAAUAAUUCCAGAUGCGGAACCAACCGGUCAAUUGGUUUUUCUUGGCUCUUUCCGUGUCAGAUCUCAUCACUCUUGUCUCAUCAUUUUUUGUAUUUUCGGUUCCGGUUUAUGCAGAAACAUCAGGCGACACGGGUUAGUUGUCACAUUUUUUUCAUUCCUUAUUUGUAUUAUUUUUUUGAGAAGGACAACAAAAGAACCAAACUAUGUAGAUUAUUAUUAAAAAUUUAUGAAUUUCAUGUCGUGUCUAGAAAGACCAAGAAAAUUUGUGUUGAGAAAUGUCAUCAAAAAUGUAAUAUCUUUUUUUCUAUUUUUUAAUUAGUGUUGGUACAAAAAAUGAUCACGAAUAUGAGUAAUGUGAGAACAAAAAAAAGCAAGGGAACAUUGUAUGUUUUUUGCAGAAUUCAUCAAACUAUCAGUUCAUCUAAUUGCUUGGUUUUAUCCAUUGGCUCAAACUGGAUUAACAAUGUCUGUUUAUGUGACAAUUCUUGUAUCGGUUCAUCGUUAUUUAGGAGUUUGUCAUCCAUUUUUGGUAAUUUCAAAAAUAGUUUUGAUAUUUACAAAUCAUGAAUUAUAGAUUCGUCGAAUUUCGAACUCAACAGCUGUUAAAAGAAUCAUAAUUGCUGCUGUCGUUUUUGCAUUUGUUUUCAACACAAGUCGCUGGUUCGAACUUCACUCUAUGGCAUGUUAUAGUAAAUUACAUCAAGCGUGAGUGUUUUUUCUAUAAUUUUGUAUCAGAGUACAUUUAUUUUUUGUUUCAAACAACAAAAUAGUUUGCGUUAAUCCAAAAGUGUGUUUGUGACACUUUGAUUUUGAGUCUCUCGAAAAAAUAAAUUUCUCACGUUUCAAUUUCUCAUAAUUUAUGCCAUUUCCUGAUUGACUUUGAUCAACAGAACACUAUUUCGAAUAAAGGAACAAAAUAAAUAAAUAGAUUUCAAAGAUCUAUGCAAAAAAUGCUUGCUCCAAAAGAGUACAUCGAUUUAAUCGAAUACACUUUAGAAGUCUGUGCACUUUUUUUUCCUAGACCGGAAACAUCUUGCUAUUUCUAAAUUACAGGAACUCUUCUGCAAUCCAACCCACCAGUCUGAUGAUCAACAAUGUUUAUACUUUGAUCUACCGUAAUGCCGCAUAUCAAAUUGUCAUGUUUUUCUUGCCUUUUGCUGUUUUAACCUAUGUUAAUCUUCGAAUUAUUGCAACACUUCAACAAUCAUAUAAGUAAGUUUAGAAAGUGGAAAGAAAAUGAAUCGAAAAUUCAUAAACAGAUUCAGAAUGAGACGUGAAAUGACAACUCCUCGUGUCAAAAAAGAUUCAACUGUUCCAAUUGCAACUGAAACUGUUUUGACUAAAAUCGAAGGAUAUUCAACUGUUGUAGCUGUUGAUAAUAAUAAUACUGCUGCUGCCCAAAAUGGUGAGAUAAACAAAAUGUGGUGUAAUUCUCAAUUGUAAUAUAUUUUCAGAUCGAAAAGAAAAUGGUGUGACUAUAAUGUUGGUUGCAAUCACAACUGAGUUCUUACUUUUUAAUUUAAUUGCUUUUGCCAACAAUAUUAUUGAAUUGUCAAAUAUUCGCAUCUUCUUUCAAGAUGUUGAGACUUUAUUAGUUGAAGUUUCAACAUUUUUGGUAAAUGUGAAUGGAGCAUCAACAAUAAUUAUUUAUUUGAUAUUUGGAAGUAAAUACCGAGCUGUUUUUAUGCGGGUGAGUUCAAUGAGAGAUUAUUUUGGAAAUAAUCAACAAUUUUGCAGCUGAUCCAAAAAUAUCUUCGAAUCAAAACCUGUGAAGACAAAAAACGUCCAAUGUAUUCUCAAGCACAUUUCGAAACUACCCAACUUCUUGAAAAUUCUCGUCUUGAUUUGAAUCGUUCGAAACAAAUGAGCGUUUUACGUCGAACGGAUAUCACAUCAAUGAGAAGUUCAAGUCGACGAGAAUAA
Messenger RNA from Caenorhabditis angaria, 6637 nucleotides. The record is from the annotation of a GenBank genome assembly. Lineage: Eukaryota; Metazoa; Nematoda; Chromadorea; Rhabditida; Rhabditidae.